Molecule: messenger RNA, 1161 nt
Organism: Parus major (Great Tit)
Lineage: Eukaryota; Metazoa; Chordata; Aves; Passeriformes; Paridae
Gene: EIF3G
Product: eukaryotic translation initiation factor 3 subunit G
Exons: 7
Cellular component (GO): eukaryotic translation initiation factor 3 complex; cytoplasm
Molecular function (GO): RNA binding; translation initiation factor activity
Source: RefSeq, a predicted model, not a curated record
CUUUCCGGUGUGGCGGCGUGAGGGAGGCGGAGGCGAUGCCGACCGGGGAGUACGACUCCAAGCCCAGCUGGGCUGACCAGGUGGAGGAGGAGGGAGGAGAAGAUGUCGUCAAUGGCAACAUCAAAACCAUCACCGAGUACCGCGAGGAGGAGGACGGGCGCAAGGUCAAGGUGAGCUGGGGGCUCAGGUGGGCUCAGGUGAGGUCAGGUGGGGGCUCAGGUGAGCUCAGGUGGGGUCUGGUGAGCUCAGGUGGGCUCAGGUGGGGUCUGGUGAGCUCAGGUGUGCCAGGUGUCCCCAGGUGUGUUCUGGGUGUCCCUAAGUGUCCCCAGGUGUCCCCAGGUACACUCAGGUGUCCCCAGGUGUCCUCACCUGCCCCACAGGACCUGAACUGCCAGGAGCAGGAGGACCCCAUGAACAUCCCUGGGUGUCCCCAAGUGUCCCCAGGUGUCCCCAGGUACACUCAGGUGUCCCCAGGUGUCCUCACCUGCCCCACAGGACCUGAACUGCCAGGAGCAGGAGGACCCCAUGAACAUCCCUGGGUGUCCCCAGGGGGUUAUCAGGGGUGCCCAGGUGUGCCCAGGUACACUCAGGUGCCCUCACCUGCCCCACAGGACCUGAACUGCCAGGAGGAGGAGGACCCCAUGAACAAGCUGAAGGGUCAGAAGAUCGUGUCCUGCCGCAUCUGCAAGGGCGACCACUGGACCACGCGCUGCCCCUACAAGGACACGCUGGGGCCCAUGCAGAAGGAGCUGGCCGAGCAGCUGGGGCUGUCCACGGGGGAAAAGGAGAAACUUCCAGGGGAGCCGGAGCCGGUGGCUGCCCAGGUGAGCAAGACGGGCAAGUACGUCCCGCCCAGCCUGAGGGACGGGGCCAGCAGGAGAGGGGAGAGCAUGCAGCCCAACAGGAGAGCCGAUGACAACGCCACCAUCCGCGUCACCAACCUGUCGGAGGACACGCGCGAGACCGACCUGCAGGAGCUGUUCCGCCCCUUCGGCUCCAUCUCCCGCAUUUACCUGGCCAAGGACAAAACCACGGGGCAGUCCAAGGGUUUCGCCUUCAUCAGUUUCCACCGGCGCGAGGACGCUGCCAGAGCCAUCGCCGGCGUCUCCGGCUUCGGCUACGACCACCUGAUCCUCAACGUGGAGUGGGCAAAGUGCGCAC